GGCUUCAGCCAGCAGCACGCAUCCCUGGGGUUAGGAGCCAGCAUCUCAGGUCGGCAGCCAUGGUUUCUCUGGAGACAGACGCAUCAGAGGCUCAUUCAGAGCCUUAACCCUGAGCCUCUGCCACCUACCCACCGUGUUGAAGAUGUCAUUGCUUGGAAGGGACUACAACAGUGAGCUGAACUCCUUGGACAAUAGAUCUCAGUCCCCCUCGGAGAGCAGCAGUAGCAUUACUUCAGAGAAUGUCCAUCCUGCUGGGGAAGCUGGACUAUCGACGAUGCAGACUUUGAUCCACUUGUUGAAAUGCAACAUUGGCACAGGGCUCCUGGGGCUACCCCUGGCCAUGAAGAAUGCUGGCUUAUUGGUCGGUCCUGUCAGCCUUCUGGCCAUCGGGGUCCUCACCGUGCACUGCAUGGUCAUCCUGCUGAACUGUGCUCAACACCUCAGUCAGAGACUGCAAAAGACUUUUGUGAACUAUGAAGAGGCCACGAUGUACAGCCUUGAAACCUGCCCAAACACCUGGCUGAGGACCCAUGCAGUGUGGGGAAGAUGGAGUUUGGCUCUGUCGCCCAGGCUGGAGUGCAGUGGCAAGAUCUCAGCUCACUGCAACCCCCACCUUCAGGGUUCAAGCGAUUCUCCUGCCCAAGCCUCCCGAGUAGCUGAGAUUUACAGGUACACUGUCAGCUUCUUAUUAAUCAUCACCCAGCUGGGCUUCUGCAGUGUUUAUUUUAUGUUUAUGGCAGACAAUUUACAACAGAUGGUGGAAGAAGCCCAUGUGACCUCUAACAUCUGCCAGCCCAGGGAGACUCUGGCGCUGACCCCCAUCUUGGACAUUCGUUUCUACAUGCUGACUAUCCUGCCCUUCCUGAUCCUGUUGGUGUUUAUCCAGAACCUCAAAGUGCUGUCUGUCUUCUCGACAUUGGCCAACAUCACCACCGUGGGGAGCAUGGCUCUGAUCUUUGAGUAUAUCAUGCAGGGGAUUCCAUAUCCCAGCAACCUACCCUUGAUGGCAAACUGGAAGACCUUCUUGCUGUUCUUUGGUACAGCCAUCUUCACGUUUGAAGGCGUCGGUAUGGUUCUGCCUCUCAAAAACCAGAUGAAGCAUCCACAGCAGUUUUCUUUUGUUCUGUACUUGGGUAUGUCCAUUGUCAUCAUCCUCUAUAUCUUCCUGGGGACACUGGGCUACAUGAAGUUUGGGUCAGACACCCAGGCUAGCAUCACCCUCAACUUGCCCAAUUGCUGGUUGUACCAGUCGGUCAAACUGAUGUACUCUAUCGGCAUCUUCUUCACCUAUGCCCUCCAGUUCCACGUCCCAGCUGAGAUCAUCAUCCCGUUUGCCGUCUCCCAAGUGUCAGAGAGCUGGGCAUUGUUUGUAGACCUGUCUGUCCGCUCAGCCUUGGUCUGUCUAACCUGUGUCUCAGCCAUCCUCAUCCCCCGCCUCGACCUGGUCAUCUCCUUGCUGGGCUCUGUGAGCAGCAGCGCCCUGGCCCUCAUCAUCCCAGCCCUCCUGGAGAUCGUCAUCUUUUACUCUGAGGACAUGAGCUGUGUCACCCUUGCCAAGGACAUCAUGAUUAGCAUCCUGGGCCUUUUAGGGUGUAUAUUUGGGACAUACCAAGCCCUCUAUGAGUUGACCCAACCCAUCAACCAUUCCAUGGCCAACUCCACAGGUGUCUAUGCAUAAUUAUGUUUUUAUUCUAAUAGCUCUCCCUUCCUCCCAUCCC
Piliocolobus tephrosceles (Ugandan red Colobus) is the source of this 1718-nucleotide messenger RNA. It is a transcript of the gene SLC36A3, whose product is annotated as solute carrier family 36 member 3. Gene Ontology annotation, cellular component: vacuolar membrane. The coding region runs from base 143 to 1678 and encodes 511 amino acids. Lineage: Eukaryota; Metazoa; Chordata; Mammalia; Primates; Cercopithecidae. Gene Ontology annotation, biological process: glycine transport; L-alanine transport; proline transmembrane transport. Gene Ontology annotation, molecular function: amino acid:proton symporter activity; L-alanine transmembrane transporter activity; glycine transmembrane transporter activity. The transcript has 11 exons. The record is from RefSeq and is a predicted model, not a curated record.